Hemisphaericaspora subhashii is the source of this 1701-nucleotide messenger RNA. RefSeq names its product alkaline dihydroceramidase (gene YDC1). Gene Ontology annotation, biological process: ceramide catabolic process; ceramide biosynthetic process. The annotation marks the transcript as partial. The record is from RefSeq and is a predicted model, not a curated record. NCBI's taxonomy places the organism in Eukaryota, Fungi, Ascomycota, Pichiomycetes, Serinales, Debaryomycetaceae. Gene Ontology annotation, molecular function: monooxygenase activity; oxidoreductase activity, acting on paired donors, with incorporation or reduction of molecular oxygen; heme binding. Gene Ontology annotation, cellular component: endoplasmic reticulum membrane. The transcript is spliced from 2 exons.
GAUAAUGGUAAGAAUCCAACCACUUUGGAAGCUUUGAAGAAAAGUGGUCUAAAAGGCGAUCAUGCUUAUUCUUUCUCCAGUGAUCAUAUCUUCGCUGGCCAUGCAAAUACUUCAAUCCAACUUGCAUAUCUAUGUUACGAAUUAUCCCGCCCUGGUAACAGCCGCAAACAAACAAGGCUAAAACAUGAACUCUUUGAAACAUUUGGUAAACCAGCAUCUUUGAGUUCGAUUAUUGAUGAUUUGGAAAUAGUUGAUAAAUUACCAUAUCUAAAUGCACUUAUCGAAGAGAAUUCAAGAGUACAUUCAUCCCUUCCUGGUGCUGAACCCCGUGUUGUACCUAGACCAUAUUUAUUGGAAAUGGAAAAUGGAAAGAAAGUCGUUGUACCCGUAGGGACAGUCAUAUCGUGUCUACCAUAUGCAAUGCAUCGUGUACCUACCAUAUUCCCCGAGCCAGAUCAAUUCAUACCGGAACGUUGGUUGCCUUAUGAUCAUGAAUUCCAACAAGAGUAUAAAGAAAGGAUAAAACUACAACAAAAAUAUAUGAUGCCAUUUGGUAAAGGUAUCAGAAUGUGUCUUGGAAGGAACUUGGCACUUAUGGAGAUGAAAAUGGCUAUUGUAAAUCUUUAUUGGCAUUUUUAUUCUCGGAUUGAUCCUAACUGGUGUGAGGUGGUUACUUCCAAGGACCCUGGACUGACCCCUGCACCAAUUAAUUUAGGGUCGAGAAAUGUCGGAACAAAUACAACUGACGAAGAAAAGAUGACAAUGUAUGAUUCAACAACAGAAGACAUGUUUCCAUUUGCUAUUCCUUAUCCUCCAGAACAGGACGAUGGAUUUUGGGGUAUUCCCACAUCUACAAUAGAUUGGUGUGAAGAGAAUUAUGUGGUAUCUAAAUAUGUUGCAGAAGCAUUGAACACAGUGACUAAUUCAGUAUUUAUUCUAUUAGCUCUGUUUGCAACUUAUCAUGCUUACAAGAAUAAACUUGAACCUAGAUUUAUAUUUUCAGCAUUGGGAUUCUUAUUAGUUGGUAUUGGAUCCUGGUUAUUCCAUAUGACUUUGAAAUAUCAUUUCCAACUUUUGGAUGAAUUACCGAUGAUUUAUGCAACUUGCAUUCCCUUUUGGUCAGUUUUCAGUGAAUUUAAAACUAAAGAACAAUCAAUGAGGAUAGCAUGGGGAACUUUCAUGGGUGCUAACCUUUUAACUGUGAUCUAUCUUUAUUUUCGUGAUCCAACCAUUCAUCAAGUAAGUUAUGGAACCUUGAAUGUACUUAUAGUUAUCAGAUCGAUCAGAUUGAGAAAGAAAUAUGUCCAUGAUGAGGUUGCCGCCAAACAAUUACAUACAACCCUGAUUCUCGGAAUUGGACUCUUUUUAUUAGGGUAUUUGCUUUGGAAUUUAGAUAUUCAUUUUUGUACCGAAGUUAGAAUCGCAAGAAGAAACUGGGGAAUGCCUUAUGGAUUUGUUUUGGAAGGACAUGGAUGGUGGCAUAUAUUGACUGGAUCUGGUGUGUAUUGUUCUUUGGUUUAUGAAGAAUAUUUACGAUGCUUCUUAACUGGUACCGAAAAGUUCUUUCAAUUUCAGUGGGCAUAUGGGUUUCUUCCGGUCGUUUAUUGUAUAGAUAAGCCCGGUUUACAAAGACAUAGGGCUGUGAAGAAGUUAGCUGAAGAAGAUUCAAAAUACUUGGAAAAAAUGAAAAAGGACCUUUAA